AUGAGACUCCACCAAAGGUUUGCCGGGACGUGCGUCAACGAACGCCUGUGGUACAUGUGUCUAUGGGCGAGCGGGCUGUCCUUCAGGUCCAUCGCGCGGCGGGCCGGCAGGAGCCACACCACCGUGCGGCGCUGGGUGCGGCACCUCCUUGCAAUGCGGCUCCUGAUCAUCACUGUUAUCUGGACAUUCAUUGAGGCCACGGGAAGCCGAGGGAUGGGGGCGAGGGCGAGGACGCGGGGCUCUGAGACGCAGGAGCUCGAGGCCGGCGCCGGAGGAGUGGUCGCCGAAGUGGUUCCGCUGCUGAAACUCGCCGCCGGGAAGUGUGACCUGACGCUAGCCGCCCAUCGCUACUCCCCUGUGCUGGCGUCAAGGUUUCUGUCGUCGUCAGUGUUGUGGCUGCGGCCUGAGAUGCGUCUGGUGGUCGUGGGUCACCUGGACGCCUUGCACAGUCUUGUCAGCCACCGCGCUCUCCGCAACACUGAUCACGUGAUAUUCAUAGCCCUGCGUGGCAGGAGUCACUGGGUCUUCAAAGAAGACGACGCUGAGGGCUUCCAUGGCCACAGGUUCCGGGUGGUGGGCAUGGAGUACUUCCCGUACAUCAGUUACACGCGGCAGGAGAGCGGUGCCCUGCGCCUCACCGACUCCCUCAACACGCGCAUGAUCACCCACCUGGCGGAGCUCCUAAACUUUACGUACGAGGUGAAGGAGCCAGACGACAGCCAGUGGGGGCUUGAGGCUGAUGGGGGCAACUGGACCGGUAUUGUAGGCACCCUCCAGCACGAGAAGGCGGACUUUUCAAUGGACCUCACUCUGACGCACCAAAGAGCGGCUGUGGUGGACUUCUGUAGGGUAUACAUCGACGAGAACUUGGUCAUUUUGUCCUUGAAGCCUCGGCCUCCACCUGAGUAUUUAUCGCUCAUCAGGCCUUUUGAAAGUAAGGUGUGGGUCACGACCAUGGUAAGCGUGAUGGUGUGGGGUGUGACGCUGUGGCUGCUGCUCAGAAUAAGACAUCGAACAUCCAAAGGGCGUCGUUUUGAUCUUAAAUCGGCACUUUUCUACAGCUGGGGGCUCCUUCUGGAGGACAAACCCAACGAGCCUCCGGACAACCCCACGGGCCAGGUUCUGGUAGGAGUGUGGCUCCUCGCUUGCUUGAUUCUGAGAGCCAUCUACGUGUCCUCCCUCAUCUCGCACCUGGUCAAGGGCGGAGAGUCUCCCGUCAUCAACACGAUCGAGGAAAUGGUGAAGAGUGGACAGCAUGAAGACAGGCAGUGGGGGACGGUCGACAUGAGCGGGGCGAUCAAUUCCUUCUUCAGCACCAGCACCAACCCGGCCUUCCAUGUGGCGUUUAAGUUCAUGCAGACCAUGGGACCGGAGGAGGGCACGUCCAGAGUGUUGGCGGGGGAGUUUUCGUACAUUCUCAACUACUACGCCAUCAGGGUCCAGCUGGCCACGCACCGCGGGGCAUCGGCCGACAUCCCUGUCCACAUCAGCACCACGAAGUACCCGCUCUUCCCCGGCAACGGUUGGGCCUUUAGGCGCGGCACACCCUUCCUCUCGCGCUUCAACCUGGCCAUACAGCGGCUCCUGGACGCAGGCCUCAUCGACUACUGGAUGGACGACGUCAUCAAAACCUACGUCAUCACCAAGCGGCUGCAGGACAGUGGCUCCUCGCGGGACGGGAAACUUCAUUCGUCUAUUGCGGAGGAUGCACGCGGCCAGGUGGUGCUGGGGCUGCGUCACCUGCAAGUCACCUUCUACAUCCUGUUCGUGGGCCACGCUGCCGGGACACUUUCCUUCCUUGCUGAGAGCUCGCUAACAUGA
Eriocheir sinensis (Chinese mitten crab) is the source of this 1821-nucleotide messenger RNA. Its product is annotated as probable glutamate receptor. Gene Ontology annotation, molecular function: glutamate-gated receptor activity. The transcript has 10 exons. NCBI's taxonomy places the organism in Eukaryota, Metazoa, Arthropoda, Malacostraca, Decapoda, Varunidae. Gene Ontology annotation, cellular component: membrane. Bases 1 to 1821 code for a protein of 606 amino acids. The record is from RefSeq and is a predicted model, not a curated record.